Heteronotia binoei (common prickly gecko) is the source of this 2031-nucleotide messenger RNA. RefSeq lists its product as uncharacterized. The transcript has 11 exons. Gene Ontology annotation, molecular function: protein binding. The coding region runs from base 1 to 1890 and encodes 629 amino acids. Lineage: Eukaryota; Metazoa; Chordata; Lepidosauria; Squamata; Gekkonidae. The record is from RefSeq and is a predicted model, not a curated record.
AUGGGUUCUGUGAUGGCUAUAAUAGCUGGAGAAUUAGAACGAAGUCUCAUACUUCAAGGUGACAGCAAGACCAUAACAGACUCCUUUGGCAUUGCACUGAAAAAGGAGCCCAUAUUGCCUUGCACCAUAAGGGAGAAGACAUCUCUGUCAUCACUAUUGGAUGCUGAUGAACCAGGUCUAUGUACUGAACUACAGAGUUCUGUUGAAGUUCAGGAGAUGUCUGAAAACAUUCAUGAAGAUCCUAGCUGCGAAGAGGAUUCUACUCUGAGUGCUGCUAUAUCUAGCGCUUCAGAAGAUGAGGAGAUUUUUGCUGGUACUUUCUUCACAGAAGCUAAAGAGCCACUUUUUAGGGAACAAGACAUUAAAAAAACGUAUGAUAAUUUUGAAGCAUAUUCAGCAGCCCAUCCAGUGCAGGAGUUACACAAACCCAGCUUUGAAAAAUCUGAGGAACAAAGUGAAGUGAAUACAGAUAUAAAUCAGAAUUUAAACAAAGCCUUAUCCCUCCAAAUUCCAAACCACCACACAGCUUUAAAAGACAAGAGUCUAGUACUUUCCAAUGAGAAAGACUCAAAAGAUAUCAAAGCUAGUGAGAGCUCCCAAGAAGAAGCAACAGACCGUUGGGCCAAGCGAAGAAAACAGUUCAAAGACAGCAGGCGGUGCAGUUCAACUGGAGGGAGCUCCAUAGCCAGUACAAUCACUGAAGGAUCAUUAAACUCUGAGGAUGGCCGUUCAGUGGAUCUAAGUCUGCAUACAGAAAGUGAAGACAGAGGAUUCUACACAGAGAUCUUCCACUCAGCUUCUUGGGUGUUCCGAGGGGAUGAUGUGAGUCCAAAUAACAGUCCCCGGUGUCUCAGCAAAAGGCCUAGGCCAGUAGCAGUUCGUGAACGAACAGUAAGAAUUGCUAAAGGAACAGGUGAUUACCCUUGGGGAUUCCGAAUCCAGUUCUCAAAGCCUAUUCUGGUAACCGAAGUGGACACUAACAGUGCUGCUGAAGAAGCAGGCCUUCAGAUUGGAGAUAUUGUGAUGGCUGUCAAUGGCACAGAUGUUACCAGCAUGCCACAUUCAGAAGCAGCAGAUCUAGCAAGAAAAGGUCCAGAUAUCUUGACCAUGUUAGUUGGCUCAGAUAUCAGCCGUUAUCCCAACACCCCUCGUCCAACAUGUCGAGGAUAUCUGCACAAACGGACGCAGUCAGGAAUCUUGAAGGGCUGGAGGAAGAGAUGGUUUGUGCUAAAGCAUGAUGGUUACCUCUACUAUUACAAACACAAAAAGGAUGAAGGAAAGUGCAGGCCACUGGAAGUAACCAAGUUAGAAGGUGCUGAAAUUGGGGUGGACACCAGCCUGGGCAAACCUUUUGUAUUUAAGUGUAGCCCUCAGAAUGGAAACAGGAUUUUCUAUUUCUGUGCCACAUCAAACCAAGAGAUGAAAAGGUGGCUGGAGGCCAUGGAAAAGGCUGUGCAUCCUGUUCAUCAGAACCAUGUAUGGGUCGAUGUCACCAUACACAACACAAGCCUUCCACCACUUGCUAUCAAAAACCCAGAGUGCCUGGGCCUUCUUCACCAGCUGGACAAAAGCAAGGAUAUCUGGGUUCAACACUACUGCAUUUUGAAAGAUGGUUGUUUAUAUUUUUAUGCCAGCAUACGUUCAACACAUGCCCAUGGUGGGAUUUACUUGCAGGGAUACAUUGUGAGUGAACAGGUCCUUGGUUCCAGGUCUGUGAUAGAAGUUAAACCUCCAUCUGAGGAAUUUAAAACAUUCUACUUACGUGCAGAAAGUGUAAAUGAAAACAAACGAUGGAUUACUGCACUAAGAACCUCAGUCAGUAAAUGGCUGCCUUUAAACCAAGCCAUUCAAGACUUCAUGAACCGACCACUGGAGGAGACAAGAAUGUAAAGUGGAAAUCUUCAGUCUUUUGUGGCAACCAUCCUUUAUUCAAAGAUAAUUUAGAAAUAUUUGCUCAUCCAUAUUUCUCAUGAAUUAUAAGACACAAUUUUGUAAGCAUUAGUAAAUAAAUUAAAAACCCACUUUAUCUUA